This is a messenger RNA of Abrus precatorius (Indian licorice), 5493 nucleotides long. RefSeq names its product pentatricopeptide repeat-containing protein At1g73710. The record is from RefSeq and is a predicted model, not a curated record. Gene Ontology annotation, molecular function: protein binding. The transcript has 2 exons. Lineage: Eukaryota; Viridiplantae; Streptophyta; Magnoliopsida; Fabales; Fabaceae. Bases 110 to 3064 code for a protein of 984 amino acids.
CCCCAUACAAAAAAUCGUUGUGAAUUUUGUCUUGGUACUCUACUUUCGUUGCGGUUUUCUCAUCAACCUCUCUUCUCUUCCUCACUUCACCGCCACAACCACAACAACCAUGUUCGCAGGUACAUUCCCUGUAAGAACUUCUUGUUCCACUUCCUUGUCUUCUACGAACUCUGUUACCGACAACGUUUUCACAAAAACUCUCUGUGGUCACUUGUUACCCCUCAACUCGAGGUGGGUCUGUCCCCAUUUUUGUUGUUUCCACUCAAAGACUCUACCUUUACCGACCCCCACGAACGGUAACAAGAAGAAAAGGAAAAAGAACUAUGGCGGCAUAUUACCUUCAAUUUUAAGGUUACUUGAUAUGGCUAAUAACAACAUUGAAGAGACCCUUGAUUCCUUUCGCCAGAAUCUAGGCCCAAAAGAAAUCACUGUUAUUCUCAAAGAACAAAGUGGCAAGUGGGAAAGUGUGGUGAGGGUUUUUGAAUGGUUCAAAUCACAAAAAGGGUAUGUUCCAAACGUGAUUCACUACAACGUGGUGCUUAGAGCCCUUGGAAAGGCUCAACAAUGGGACCAAUUGCGGCUUUGUUGGAUAGACAUGGCGAAAAAUGGUGUUUUGCCAACAAACAACACUUAUAGCAUGCUGGUUGAUGUGUAUGGUAAAGCGGGUCUUGUGCAAGAAGCGCUUUUGUGGAUUAAGCACAUGAGGGUGAGAGGGUUUUUCCCUGAUGAGGUCACAAUGAGCACGGUUGUUAAGGUGUUGAAGGAUGUGGGGGAAUUCGACAGGGCUCAUAGGUUUUAUAAGGGUUGGUGUAAUGGGAGGGUUGAGUUGGAUGAUCUUGAUUUGAAGGAUUCCUUAGUGUUUAGUGCUAAUGGGUCAAGUUCAAUGUCUAUUAGUUUCAAGCAUUUUCUUUCCACUGAGCUAUUUAAGAUAGGUGGGAGGAUUGCUGCUUCUACUACUGUGAAUGAGUUGAAUGUGGAGAAUAUGCUGUUGAAACCGCGAAUCUCUUCCACUUAUAAUACCCUGAUAGAUUUGUAUGGCAAGGCCGGGCGGCUGAAAGAUGCUGCUGAUGUCUUUGCGGACAUGUUAAAUUCCGGAGUGGUGAUGGAUACUUACACUUUUAAUACUAUGAUCUUUAUUUGUGGAAGUCAUGGUAAUUUGGUGGAAGCUGAAUCUUUGCUUGGAAAAAUGGAAGAAAAGGGCGUGUCCCCAGAUACAAAAACUUAUAACAUAUUUUUGUCUUUGUAUGCUAAUGCGGGGAAUAUUGAUGCUGCUCUUGCUUGUUAUAGAAAGAUUAGAGAGGUCGGCCUUCUUCCGGAUGAUGUAACUUACAGAGCUCUACUUGGUGCAUUAUGUGCAAAGAACAUGGUUGAGGUUGCGGAAACUGUAAUUGAUGAAAUGGAGAAGUCUUUUGUUUCUGUUGAUGAACAUUCUCUUCCGGGUAUUGUCGCGAUGUAUAUUAAUGAAGGGGCUCUUGAUAAAGCAAAUGACUUGGUUCAGAAGUUUCAAAUGAACGGGGAACUGUCAUCAAAUAUUUGUGCUGCAAUUAUGGAUGCUUUUGCUGAAAAUGGACUUUGGGCUGAAGCAGAGAAUUUGUUUCAUAGGGAAAGGGACUUGUCAGGAAAGAAAAGGGAUGUUAUAGAAUACAAUGUUAUGAUUAAAGCAUAUGGCAAAGCAAAACUUUAUGAAAAAGCUGUCUCUCUCUUCAAGGGAAUGAAAAAUCAUGGGAUUUGGCCUGGUGAUAGCACAUAUAAUUCUCUUAUACAAAUGUUAUCUGGUGCUGAUUUAGUGGACCAAGCAAGGGACCUCAUGAUUGAAAUGCAGGAAAUGGGGUUUAAGCCACAUUGUCAAACUUUUUCCGCGAUUAUUGGGUGCUAUACUCGCCUUGGUCAGCUUUCUGAUGCGGUCAGUGUGCACCAGGAAAUGGUAAGAGCUGGAGUAAAACCAAAUGAGGUUGUGUAUGGAUCUUUAAUAAAUGGAUUUGCAGAGCAUGGUAGUCUUGAAGAGGCACUUCAGUACUUCUGCAUGAUGGAAGAAUCUGGAUUAUCAGCAAAUUUAGUUGUGCUAACAUCCCUUCUAAAGUCUUAUUGUAAGGUUGGAAACUUGGAAGGAGCAAAAUCCAUAUAUGAGCGGAUGAAGAACUUGGAAGGGGGGCUUGAUUUAGUUGCAUGUAAUAGUAUGAUUGGUCUCUUUGCUGAUCUUGGAUUGGUAUCUGAAGCCAAGUUGGCUUUUGACAAUCUGAGAGAAAUGGGCCAUGCUGAUGCUAUUUCAUAUGCAACAAUGAUGUAUCUUUAUAAAGAUGUGGGCUUGAUUGAUGAGGCAAUUGAGAUUGCAGAGGAGAUGAAACUGUCAGGCUUACUGAGGGAUUGUGUUUCAUUUAAUAAGGUACUGGUGUGUUAUGCUGCUAAUGGGCAAUUUUAUGAGUGUGGUGAAUUAAUACAUGAAAUGAUAGCUCAGAAGCUAUUGCCAAAUGAUGGAACUUUUAAAGUGUUAUUUACUAUACUGAAGAAGGGAGGGAUUCCCUCUGAAGCAGUGGCGCAGUUAGAGUCAUCUUACCAGGAGGGGAAACCUUAUGCUCGGCAAGCAGCUUUCACUGCCUUGUACUCUUUAGUUGGUAUGCAUACUUUGGCACUUGAAUCUGUCCAAACUUUCAUAGAAUCUGGGGUUGAUCUUGACUCCUCUGCCUAUAAUGUGGCAAUCUAUGCAUUUACUUCUGCUGGAGAUAUCAACAAGGCCUUGAAUGUAUAUAUGAAAAUGCGGGAUGAGAAUGUGGGACCUGACCUUGUAACUUAUAUUUAUCUGGUAGGUUGUUAUGGAAAAGCUGGCAUGGUUGAAGGUGUAAAACGAAUAUAUAGUCAGGUAGAAUAUGGAGAGAUAGAAUUGAGUGAGUCUUUGUUCAAUGCAAUUAUAGAUGCCUAUAAAAUUUGCAGCAGGAAGGACCUUGCUGAGUUAGUUAGCCAAGAGAUGAAAUUCACAUUCAACUCGGAAGAACAUUCUGAAAUUAAAGGUGAAGCUGGAUAUGAAAUUGGAAGUGAAACUGAAUAUGAAUCAAAUUCUGAUGAUUGAUGAAGCUUCCUCAGGUUCAUGUCGAGGUUGAUGAACACUUGUAUGGAAAAUUGCAUUUCAGAAUUCCAAUUAUACAAAUGCAGUCAAGUACAGAAGAUAAUCAAGCCAAAUUGACAAGAAUCAGGCUCAAUUAUGGCUGGUGUUACAUACAUUGGACUACUUUCAGUGCCUUUCUUGCUGGUUCAUACCAAGGGAGAGCUUGGGGAACAGCAACUAUAAAUCCAAGAAUGCUUUGACUGUUCUUCAAAAGACUAUGUUGGAGCUUUACAACUCUAUGUUCAUCAAAUAUCCUAAGUGGAUGGGAAUUUGCCAUUGGUGUAGUUACCAAACCUUUGUUGAACUCUCCUGGUGUCCUCUCAUUGAAAAGCACUGACACAACCUAGUGUAAUUAAAGCUAUCCUAGAGGUGUUGUUUGCCUUAAUUUUAGCAGAAUUAAAGGAAGAAAUGAUGCAAUUAGACAAAUUAUACUGAAACUUUGAUCCUCAGGCAAUAGCCUGUUUCUAGAAGCUGCAGUUGUGCUUUAUCUGUCAAAGCCACUGGCAAAACUGAUGCUAUCUGGGGAAUGGGCGGCACUAAUAAUUCAGGUGUUAGAAUUUUAACAAGACCCUCUUUGUAAUGCAACGCAGUCAAGUGGCACCAUUUUACAUUUUGGACCGACCUAGUGGUUUUGAUGAGGACAAAAAUUUAGACAAUCCAAAGCAAAUUCUUUCACUUCAGGGAUUAGCCCUGCUAAUGAGAAGAAUUGAAGGAGAAGUUCGAGAGAAAUAACUUGGCCUUGAUAAUUUCAUGUUGCAUUCGAGCUGACAAUAUAAACAAGAUUUUGUUACAUAAACUCAUUGUUCGAGAGAGAGAAUGAAUUUCCAGUGGACGUGUGUCUGCGCCUUGUAUGUGCUAGUUGUGUUGCUCUACCUUAAUAGAUGUCUACUUAGUAUUUUUUUUACCCCUUGGUUUCCCCCCCUUUUUUUAAUCAGAAAAUGUUGAUAGUCAUUGGAAUCAAGAAGAACCAUGAUAUUAAAUUUCUAAUGAGGACUUGAGAUGGAUGGGGUGGCUUAAACCUUAAUGCACAUUUUCUUUGUUUUUACCUUCAGAAGUGAUGAACGGCUUGUAUUUGCAGUAAUAUUGUUGCUGAUUGAUCUUAUGGUAAUUCUAAUGCAUUAAAUACUAGUGCUUAUAAGGAAUUAUUGGCUAUUCACAGCUAUCUAAGUUGUGAGUUUCAUUAUUUUUAAAAUUAUUACUUUUGUUCGGAGUUCUUGAAAGAACAGAAAACUAAGAACUUUUAUUAAUGGAUAAGAAUUACAGUACAGAUAAUAAAGAAGGAAAAAAAUUUCCCUCCUAACAAAUUCAAAUUAAAUAUUAAUCUAUUAAAUCUCCUAACAAAUUCAUAUUCAAUCUUAUUCUAUCUUAAUAAUCUUAUCUAAUCUCCUGAUAACAGAAUUCAUAUCUUUCCUAAUAACAGAAUGCGAAGUUAUUUAAUAAACCAAUGCUAACAGAAUACUAUUGUCUUCUUCUUGAAUAUAUCUUCCAAGUCUUGAUACCAAUGUGAAAUAGGUCCACUGUUGAAUCCUGAACUUCAGCAUCCCAGCUAACACUUUUAGACCCUCCAUUAUUAUACACGAACUUGAUUAUAAUAUCUUGAAGAGUUAACAAAUGAAAUAGUAGUUUUGUUGAAGAUCCGUUCAAGGGCAGGUAAUGUAGAGCAGAAAUCAUUCAGGCAGUUGUAUCUGCUUUAAAUUGUCAAAUUUGUGACUAGAGUUGGCAGCAAUCACUCUGAGCUCUACUUUUAUUAAGAUACCACUUUUUUAUUUUAUGUUUAUAUAGAGAAUCAUUAAUGGAAAAAAAAAAAAUCACUUUUAGAACAUUUCUAGAAACUAGAAUUCUCAAAAACACGACUACCCAAAAAAUAUCAUUCACAGGAACUACAAAAUAUUUCUCACGCCAAACUCUCCCUUGAAGCUGACUGACAACCCACCAAAUUAUCAUGCACCAAAUGGUAUGAGGGGUAUUUUCUAAUCUUGAACCCACGUCUCAUAGAAGCAUGAAUUUUUGUGACUUCAAGAUUUCAAACACCAAAUUGUGUAGUCUCUUGAACUAUCAGAGAGUUAUUUCAACUAGCUGCAAAUAGAUGAGAAAGCUGAAAUGGUAUUGAUAAGAAACCUACUUAGAGUGCAUUCAGUAUAAUUUUUUUUUUUAAAAAAAAGCUCUUUUUAACUUAUACUAAAAAGUUUUGUGGUCAAAUUUGUACAAUAUAUUCGCGUCUGAAAAGAACCUAUUAAAUAAUUUUCAACAUUCUCUUUAAGCUUUUAUAAAAUGAGCCUUUUACUGAUCAUAAAUGCACAACAUAAAAAAAAAAAAAAAAAAAAAAAACAUUACAACAUUAAUCUUUCAUCUGAUUCAAAUCCUCUAGACACACUCAAGUGUCUAACAAGGCA